AUGGUGGGAUGUUUUACAUGGCUUGCCAUGCUCCUCAUCCUAUUCAAGUUGUACAUAAAGCUUACGACGAGAUGGUGCACUUCCAAGAAGAAAAUGACUGGGAAAGUGAUCAUCAUCACAGGCGCCAAUACCGGAAUCGGGAAAGCGACGGCCAUGGGCCUUGCACGUCGGGGGGCGAAAGUCAUCCUUGCCUGCCGAGAUAUGAAGAAAGCUCUCGUCGCUGCCAACGACAUCAAGGCGGCGACGGGAAACAUGGAGGUGGUUCCCAAGUACUGCGACUUGAGCAAACUGAGUUCGGUUAGGGAGUUUGUUAAGGAGAUCCUUAAGACGGAGGAUCGUCUCGAUGUUUUGAUCAAUAAUGCCGGAAUGGCAGGACUUCAAGAACGGACUUUGACCGAAGAUAACCUCGAGUAUACCAUGGCUGCCAAUCACUUCGGACACUUCCUUCUCACCACUUCACUUCUGGAUCUCCUGGAGAAAUCAGCCCCAAGUCGCAUUGUGGUCGUGUCCUCAGCCAUACAUACGUACGGCAAAGUUGACCUAGACAAUCUGAAUUCGGAGAAGGAAUUCAGCAAGUAUCUUAUCUAUGGAAACACGAAGCUUGCUAAUGUCCUGUUCACCAAGGAACUGGCUCGUCGCCUGGAAGGAACUGGAGUGGUGGCGAACUGCCUUCAUCCGGGCGUAGUUCACACGGAAUUUGCUCGCUGGCUUCCCCAGAUUCUUCAACCCAUUGUGCACAUUAUUCUCAGCAUUUUUAUCAAGACACCUGAAGAGGGUGCCCAGACCUCUAUUCACGUGGCUGUGUCCGAGGAAGCCGGGCGGGUCAAUGGCAAAUACUUCUCUGACUGCAAGAUGACCGUUGAAAGCGAGAAGGCCCAGGAUAUGGAAUUGGCGAAGAAGUUGUGGGAAGCGAUGGGACUUUUGACAUGGCUCGCCAUUCCCCUCAUUCUCGUCAAAUUGUAUCUGAAGUUUACGACGGGGUGGUGCACUUCCAGGAGUAAAAUGACAGGGAAAGUGGUCAUCAUCACCGGUGCCAAUACCGGAAUCGGGAAAGCGACGGCCAUGGACCUUGCACGUCGGGGGGCAAAGGUCAUCCUUGCCUGUCGAGAUAUGAAGAAAGCUCUCGUCGCUGCCAACGACAUCAAGGCGGCAACGGGGAACAAGGAGGUGAUUCCCAAGUACUGCGACUUGAGCAAACUGAGUUCUGUUCGAAAGUUUGUGGAAGAAAUCGUUAAGACGGAGGAUCGUCUCGAUGUUUUGAUCAAUAAUGCCGGAAUGGCAGGACUUCAAGAACGGACUUUGACCGAAGAUAACCUCGAGUAUACCAUGGCUGCCAAUCACUUCGGACACUUCCUUCUCACUACAUCACUCCUGGAACUGCUGAAGAAAUCGGCCCCAAGUCGUAUUGUGGUCCUGUCCUCAACCAUGCAUUCUUACGGUAAAGUUGACUUAGACAAUCUGAAUUCGGAGAAGGAAUUCAGUAAGUACCGUAUCUAUGGAGACACGAAGCUUGCUAAUGUCCUGUUCACCAAGGAACUGGCUCGUCGCCUCGAAGGAAUGGGAGUGGUGGCGAACUGUGUUCAUCCAGGCGCAGUUCACACGGAAAUCUUUCGCCGGGUUCCCCAGAUUCUGCAACCCAUCGUUGAAUUCGUUCUUCAAGGCUUUUGCAAGAAGUACAGGUAUCCUAUUUGUAUUUUGAUAUAUGUAUUUCUUGCCCUUCUAUCGUGGAUAUUGAAUCAUGAUUUCGUAACCCAGACACCAGAAGAGGGUGCUCAGACCACCAUUCACCUGGCUGUGUCCGAGGAGGCCGGGCAGAUAAACGGAAAGUACUUUUCUGACUGCAAGUUUACGAUGGGGUGGUGCACUUCCAAGAGAAAAAUGACUGGGAAAGUGAUCAUCAUCACAGGCGCCAAUACCGGUUCGUUCCAUCACGAAUCUCAGGAUUUCAAUCUCAUGUAUGAGUCCAUAUCAACAGAUCUUAUCCAUAUAGGAAUCGGGAAAGCGACGGCCAUGGACCUUGCACGUCGGGGGGCGAAAGUCAUCCUUGCCUGCCGAGAUACGAAGAAAGCUCUCGUCGCUGCCAACGACAUCAAGGCGGCGACGGGAAACAUGGAGGUGGUUCCCAAGUACUGCGACUUGAGCAAACUGAGUUCGGUUAGGGAGUUUGUUAAGGAGAUCCUUAAUACGGAGGAUCGUCUCGAUGUCCUGAUCAAUAAUGCCGGGAUGCUUGGGCUCCAAGAACGGACUUUGACCGAAGAUAACCUCGAGUAUACCAUGUCUGCCAAUCAUUUCGGACACUUUCUUCUCACUACAUCACUCCUGGAACUACUGAAAAAAUCGGCCCCAAGUCGCAUCGUGGUCGUGUCUGCAGCUUUGCAUGUUUACGGUAACAUCGAAAUGGAUAACCUAAAUUCCGAGAAAGAAUUCAAUAAAUAUCGUGUCUAUGGAGAUACGAAGCUUGCCAACAUCUUAUUCACCAAGGAACUGGCUCGUCGCCUCGAAGGAACAAGAAUGGUGGUGAACUGCCUUCAUCCAGGCGUAGUCCAUACGGACUUGCCUCGCCGGGUUCCUCACUUUCUUCGUUCCAUCGUUCGCUUUCUCAUGAGCAACUUUUGUAAGGUAAGAUGA
Molecule: messenger RNA, 2628 nt
Organism: Darwinula stevensoni
Lineage: Eukaryota; Metazoa; Arthropoda; Ostracoda; Podocopida; Darwinulidae
Source: the annotation of a GenBank genome assembly